GGAUGCUGGGGGGGCGGGAGGCGGGCGAGAGGCGGGCCCGGGCGGUCUGCUUCCUCCGGCAUCCAGGCAGAAGCUGGACACCUCCGGGCCGGGCUGGGGCUCUGCUCGCUCCUGCCCCCAGGCUCCCGCGCCCACCGCCCACCCUCCCCUGCGGCGCCCCAGGAGUCCUGAUGGCAGCAGAGCCACUGACUGAGCUGGAGGCGGCCAUUGAGACAGUGGUCACCACCUUCUUCACCUUUGCAGGGCAGGAAGGCCGGAAGGGCAGCCUCAGCAUCAGUGAGUUUAGGGAACUGGCCACACAGCAGUUGCCUCACUUGCUCAAGGAUGUGGGCUCCUUAGAUGAGAAGAUGAAGAGUUUGGAUGUGAAUCAGGACUCCGAGCUCAAGUUCCACGAGUACUGGAGACUGAUAGGGGAGCUGGCCAAGGAGAUCCGGAAGGAGAGGGCCCUGGAGAUCCGGAAGAAGUAAAGCCUCUGACCAGGAUAGUGCUGGGGGGUGGCUGGCCAGGCAGAACCCCACUCCCCCCAAAUAAAGCCUCUUCUUCCCACCCUA
Molecule: messenger RNA, 551 nt
Organism: Ailuropoda melanoleuca (giant panda)
Lineage: Eukaryota; Metazoa; Chordata; Mammalia; Carnivora; Ursidae
Gene: S100A13
Product: S100 calcium binding protein A13
Exons: 3
Coding region: 3-467 (154 amino acids)
Cellular component (GO): perinuclear region of cytoplasm
Molecular function (GO): calcium ion binding; calcium-dependent protein binding
Source: RefSeq, a predicted model, not a curated record